UUUCCGCUUGAUACUCAAUCAAGACACACUUUCGUUCACUAUAAAGUCCUCAAAAACGUCUCAGCUUUCUAAAUGGCCAAGAAAACUUUGUUGCUUCUUGCACUGGUUCUGAUGAACAACGUAAUGUUCUUUGCGCAAAGUAAAACUAUGUCUUCGGUCAAGAAAUCAUAUCUGCCAUGCCCUACCGGUUGGACCACCUACGCAGGAUCUCCAUCUUGCUACAAGAAGCCACAAUUAGCCAACAGCUGGUACACAGCCCGUAAGGCAUGUCUGGCCGAUGGUGGCGACCUUGUAACGAUUUCUUCAGAACAAGAGAACAACUUUGUGGCAUUGCUCUCCCAAACGUAUUUUCCGACUAUUCAUAACACAUUGAUUGGGAUGAUUGCUGAGGAAUUGACAGGCAAAAAGCAAGGGAAAUUCCACUGGGUUGACGGUAGGCCGAUUGGUCAGUACGUUAACUGGAUCGCCGGUGAACCAAAUAAUCAGAAUAAUGCAGAAUAUUGUGGUGCUAUUUAUGUAGCAGAUAAGCGUCCAGGACUGAAAUGGAAUGAUACCCCGUGUGUGGGCACAAAAUCACCUUAUGUAUGCGAAAGAGAGAGAGCCAAGCGCGUUAUUGCGGAUUAAUUUUGUCUGAAUGAGUGUCUUCAUACCCAAAAAUGCUGGAAAAAACUGGAGGUAUCUGUUGUAGUUAAACCGAAAAGGUGUAAAAUCUUUCCCGGAAGAUAGUUGUGAAAUUUUAUUUGAAGGAAAUUAGAUUAAAACGUUUUUAGCUUAA
Exaiptasia diaphana is the source of this 775-nucleotide messenger RNA. Its product is annotated as perlucin-like protein. The transcript is spliced from 3 exons. The record is from RefSeq and is a predicted model, not a curated record. The coding region runs from base 73 to 624 and encodes 183 amino acids. Gene Ontology annotation, molecular function: signaling receptor activity. NCBI's taxonomy places the organism in Eukaryota, Metazoa, Cnidaria, Anthozoa, Actiniaria, Aiptasiidae.